Molecule: messenger RNA, 4029 nt
Organism: Leptonychotes weddellii (Weddell seal)
Lineage: Eukaryota; Metazoa; Chordata; Mammalia; Carnivora; Phocidae
Source: RefSeq, a predicted model, not a curated record
CGGAAGCGGAAGUGCCGGCCCGGAGCCCGUGCUAGGCGGGUGUCCCUUCGGCGCUGCCCAGCCGCCGCCUGCACCAGCCAUGGACUGCUACACGGCGAAUUGGAACCCGCUCGGGGAUUCUGCUUUUUACCGGAAGUAUGAGCUGUACAGCAUGGACUGGGACCUGAAGGAGGAACUCAGGGACUGCCUGGUAGCCGCUGCGCCCUAUGGGGGCCCCAUUGCACUGUUGAGGAACCCGUGGCGGAAGGAGAAGGCGGCCAGCAUACGGCCAGUGCUUGAGAUCUACUCUGCCUCUGGCCUGCCUCUGGCCAGUCUACUGUGGAAGAGUGGGCCCGUGGUGUCCCUAGGCUGGUCAGCUGAGGAGGAGCUGCUCUGCGUGCAGGAAGAUGGUGUAGUGCUGGUCUAUGGGCUUCAUGGCGACUUCCGGAGACACUUCAGCAUGGGCAAUGAGGUGCUCCAGAACCGGGUCCUAGACGCCCGGAUCUUCCAUACUGAGUUUGGUUCGGGGGUGGCCAUCCUCACUGGGGCCCACCGCUUUACGCUCAGCGCCAAUGUGGGUGAUCUCAAACUUCGCCGGAUGCCGGAGGUGCCGGGUCUGCAGAGCGCACCCUCGUGUUGGACCACACUGUGCCAGGACCGAGUUGCACACAUUCUUCUGGCCGUGGGGCCUGAUCUUUACCUCCUUGACCAUGCAGCCUGCUCGGCAGUGACGCCCCCUGGCCUGGCCCCCGGAGUGAGCAGUUUCCUGCAGAUGGCAGUCUCCUUCACCUACCGACAUCUGGCACUCUUCACAGACACAGGCUACAUCUGGAUGGGGACGGCAUCACUCAAGGAGAAGCUGUGUGAGUUCAACUGCAACAUCCGGGCCCCCCCCAAGCAGAUGGUCUGGUGCAGCCGUCCUCGGAGCAAAGAGAGGGCUGUCGUGGUGGCCUGGGAGAGGCGGCUAAUGGUGGUGGGUGACGCACCUGAGAGCAUCCAGUUUGUGCUGGAUGAAGAUUCCUACCUGGUGCCUGAGCUGGAUGGGGUCCGCAUCUUCUCUUGUAGCACCCACGAGUUCCUGCAUGAGGUUCCAGUGGCCAGCGAGGAGAUCUUCAAAAUUGCCUCGAUGGCCCCUGGAGCACUGUUGUUGGAGGCCCAGAAAGAGUACGAGAAAGAGAGCCAGAAGGCAGAUGAGUACCUACGGGAGAUCCAGGAGCUGGGGCAUCUGACCCAGGCCGUGCAGCAGUGCAUCGAGGCUGCGGGACAUGAGCAUCAGCCAGACAUGCAGAAGAGUCUGCUCAGGGUUGGCCUGGCCAGAGGGGCUGGGUGGUGGGUGCUGGGCGGGGCGGGUGCCCUAGAAGGAGGGGUGGGGCGACCGGUAAGAUCUCCUCUGUUGCCCUCUGGCUCUUCUCAGGCGGCCUCCUUUGGAAAGUGUUUCCUCGACAGAUUUCCACCUGACAGCUUCGUGCGCAUGUGUCAGGACCUGCGUGUGCUGAAUGCCAUUCGGGACUACCACAUUGGGAUCCCCCUCACUUAUAGCCAAUACAAGCAGCUCACCAUCCAGGUGCUGCUGGACAGGCUGGUGUUGAGGAGGCUUUACCCCCUGGCGAUCCAGAUCUGUGAGUACCUGCGCCUUCCUGAAGUGCAGGGCGUCAGCAGGAUCCUGGCCCACUGGGCCUGCUACAAGGUGCAACAGAAGGAUGUGUCCGACGAGGAUGUUGCUCGGGCCAUUAACCAGAAGCUGGGAGACACACCAGGCGUCUCUUACUCCGACAUUGCUGCGCGGGCCUAUGGCUGUGGCCGCACGGAGCUGGCCAUCAAGCUGCUGGAGUAUGAGCCACGCUCUGGGGAGCAGGUACCCCUUCUCCUAAAGAUGAAGAGAAGCAAACUGGCACUGAGCAAGGCCAUCGAGAGUGGAGACACUGAUCUGGUGUUCACGGUGUUGCUGCACCUGAAGAAUGAGCUAAACCGAGGAGACUUUUUCAUGACUCUUCGGAACCAGCCCAUGGCCCUGAGUUUGUACCGACAGUUCUGUAAGCAUCAGGAGCUAGAGACACUGAAGGACCUUUACAAUCAGGAUGACAACCACCAGGAGCUGGGCAGCUUCCACAUCCGAGCCAGCUAUGCUGCAGAGGAGCGUAUCGAAGGGCGAGUCGCGGCUCUGCAGAUGGCAGCUGACGCCUUCUACAAGGCCAAGAAUGAGUUUGCAGCCAAGGCCACGGAGGAUCAAAUGCGGCUCCUGCGGCUGCAGCGGCGCCUAGAAGAUGAGCUGGGGGGCCACUUCGUGGACCUGUCUCUGCACGACACGGUCACCACCCUCGUCCUCGGCGGCCACAGCAAGCGCGCAGAGCAGCUGGCACGUGACUUCCGCAUUCCGGACAAGAGGCUCUGGUGGCUGAAGCUGACCGCCCUGGCGGAUCUGGAAGACUGGGAGGAGCUAGAGAAGUUUUCUAAGAGCAAGAAAUCGCCCAUUGGCUACCUGCCCUUUGUCGAGAUCUGCAUGAAACAACACAACAAAUAUGAGGCCAAGAAGUAUGCCUCCCGCGUGGGUCCUGAGCAGAAGGUCAAGGCCUUGCUUCUCGUUGGGGAUGUGGCUCAGGCCGCAGAUGUGGCCAUUGAGCACCGGAACGAAGCAGAGCUGACUCUUGUGUUGUCCCACUGCACUGGAACCGCAGAUGCGGCCACGGCCGACAGGAUUCAGCGGGCUAGGGCACAAGCCCAGAAGAAGUGAAGGGCUCACCCUGUACGUCACCCUGCGCUCUAGGCUUGGCAGAAGCGUCACUGCUUAUCCAGCUUCUUUAGAGCUGAGCUAAACCUAGGAGCUGGGGUGGGGUGGGAGCCGGGGGUCUGAUUGUAAAUAAAGUUGGGACAUUUUAGAGCACUUGUCUCAUGCAGUCCAGCCUAAGCGAAAGCAUGGUGGAGGCAGAACCAUCCAGACACUUCAGCAAAACUCUGUGUGUUUGAUUGUGUUGGGGCUGGAGGGGGAGCUCCUCAGCGAUAUUUACAAGAGACCUGCCCCUCUCCACAGUUACCGCAGAAAGUCCUGUAACUAAGCUCCCAGCCCCUGGGAAGAUUACGGGGAGCUGUGCAGAACUCCAGCAGCAGCCCAUCAAGAGCCAAUCUGAAAAGCGUUAUACAUGUACACACAAGAACCAUGCUAAACACUUCACCAUUGCUAUUUCGUUUAUUCCACAAGACAGCCCUGUGAGAUGGGUAACAUCGCCCCAUGUUACAGAAGAGGAGAUUGAGGACUGAGGAGGUGUGGUAACAGGGAGUAUAUGGCAAAACUGGGAUUUGAAACCCGAUGGCGCUUGUGGGGGUCUCAGAGCUUCUCCUCAGCUAUUGUGACAGAAGAGGGAUGACUGAAAUCGGGCCCUCUGAGUGGAGGAGCCUGAGGCAAGGCCCCCAUUCACACUACAGUAAGGGUUGGAGGGCCGAUGAGAGUGUGGCCGGCGUGUUAGAGGGUUAGAGAAAGAGCCUUCACAAACCACGCCCACCUAACAGUGGUGAGCAACUCCUACGUGGUCUCGGGGCUGAAGAGAAAAGGAGGAUGGAACAUCUCAAUUCUGCCAAGGAAGAACUACAGACGAGCCACCCCUGGCUCUACCUGACCCCGAACAGAGGCUCCAUCCCCAUCAGCAGCAGUGCUUUCUUGGCCUGCAGAUGUCCAUCUCUGGCCUUCAGCGUACACUCCGGUUACGUGAACUUCAUGGCCCGUGCCCCCACCCAACACUGAGGGCAUUUCCUUUUCCUCUUUUUGCGCCCUUCGUCUAGAAGGAGGACAAAGGAGGAAACCAAAGCCCAGAGGGAGGGCAGGCCUCCCUGGAGCUUCUGGUUUUCCCCUCUUAAUGCCUUUACAGUUGACUUGAAAUGAGUGCCUGAAAAGAGUGGGAGACUCGGGGCCUGGUAAGCUGUUUCUUUUUCUUCUUCCUCCACCUGAUUUGUAACUUUGAAUAGCUUCCAAGGGGAUAUACAUCACAUUGUAAAACAGCCAUUUAUUAUGCUCACCUCUUACUACGUGGGUCAAGAAUCUGGACAGGAUAAAAUGGU